UAUUUGUUUGAAAUUUAAACAUUCGGGAAAAUAUAAAAUUAGAGUAAUGUCUACAGAACUAAGGAAGGGUCAAAAAAUGCAAUUACAUUUUUAUGUUAAAAUUAAUAAAGAAAACGAAACAAAAUGUUUAUCUAAAAACUUUGAAGAUUAUAAGAAUAAAGAGGAAAUUGAACUUUUAAGUGAAUUGAGAGAAGGUAUAAUGAUUACUGGAGAUGAGGUUCAUCAUGAUUAUUCUGAUUAUUAUACAAAAUUAGAGAAAUUAUAUGAAGACGAUUUCGAUACUCAUACUUAUUUAAAACCUUUUUUUGAAGAGGAUUUUAAAUUUGAUGAGGAGGAAAUUAAAAAUAUUAAAAAGCGAAAAAGAAACGAAUAA
Messenger RNA from Meloidogyne enterolobii, 373 nucleotides. NCBI's taxonomy places the organism in Eukaryota, Metazoa, Nematoda, Chromadorea, Rhabditida, Meloidogynidae. The record is from the annotation of a GenBank genome assembly.